CUUUUUUUAGUUCUGUAAGGUGUAAUAUUUCAUUACAAGCAUAUUGUUACCUAUAGCGAUUAAUUAAUUAGCAUCACGCAAAAUGUUCUUUAAUGCUCAACACAAUUGCAUUGAUGAAACAGAUGGAUUUAUAAAGCAAACUAUAAUCAAAAUAAUUACUACUGCAAGAAAAAAUAAAAUAAAAAACGGAUUUAUCAUCGUAAUUGUGAUACCUGUGAUGCUCGUGGCUUUUAGGACCUUCUCCACUGAUUAUGCUCCGCGGGGAGUCAUUCUGAACAACCUCUUUCAAGACGUACAGCUGUCCUUGAAGGUUUCAACCAGCAAAUCCUAAUGUAUUGUUCGGAGCGGUUCUCCUACUCGCCACCAGUGUACCGCAUAAUCAACCUCAUAGCAGCAAUUGACCACAAGAAUCAUUUGGAAAGACUAAACCGUGUAUGGAACAAAAAGAAGAGGUUGGCAAUAUUAUCCCCUAGAAUACCCAGUGAAAGACAAAAGACCUAUCCAUACAAAGAGUCGCUGAAGAAACAGAUCUUGAUGCGUCACUUGACCAACAAUUUCGGUAUGGGUAGAAAAGCUGUUAUGGAGAAGCACGCCCCUCGACGAAUCUCUAGCCACCUUUGACAGUUAUCUCCUAAACCAAGCAGGGAAUUAUACAGCGAACAAGAAUCUAGGUUUAAUAAGUGACAUUUCUAGAGGUUAAUUAAGUGCUCCAAUAUUCAUGAAACUUAAUGACAAUGGUUUCAUUGUUGACUAGUUUGAAACAAGUUCACAUGUGGUCCGAACGGAGGUCACCAGGUUGUAUUUCAAAACAUUAUAGAAUCAAACCUUGGUAUUGCUGGGUCAGAUUACAUGCGUUCAAACUUAAUCAGAAUGUUCCCCUUGAUAACAUGUUUAGGGAUAUCAAGUUUGUAACAUACGGUAAAAAUGUGGUUGCUUCUUAAGAAAUGUUUGGGUACUAGAAGCAAUAUAUGUACUCCAAUCAUGUAAAUGUGUGUAUAAUUGUUUUCUUCCGCUUAUUAAGUCGUGUCUCCUUCUAAAUGUGAACACAUUUGAAGUAUUUGGGAAAAGGGUAUAUCAAAAGCAGAUCGGAUACAUACUAAAAUUAAACAUUAAAGCUUGAUUUAUAUGUAAUGAUAAUCAUGGUUAAGUUCUCAAAAAUCAAACAAUAUAUCAAAUUAAACAAUUUACAUUACGCUUUUAAUUUAAGCGGUCAAGGUCAUUGUCAAUAAAGAUAGAUUACCGGUUGGUACUAAAUAACUUUAGUUAUGGUUGACAUACUGUGACUAAACUUGAUAUGUAGGAAGAGUUUAUGGAGGACAUUCAUGGGAUUGUGUUUGGGGCCCCAAGGAUCAAGGUCUCUGUUACAAAAAAUAGAAGAAAGCAGUUGAAACUGAAUCUCUUCUGCCAAUCAUUACAAAAACUGUUUUGUCUAAUCGGGGUUCUUGUUUACUUCUUAAUUUGAUAUUUUUAUUGCUUUUGACAGACACAUAUUACAUCAUUGUUUUCAUUUCUAAGGCAAAGUGAUGUAGUUUAGCGCGUUGUCUUACGACAGCUCUUGUCUAUUUAUUAAACAAUCCUUAAAAACUAGGUUCUCCGUGCAAAAAUGACUUUGCGAAAGUUCAGAAAAAAUGCCUGUCAUUAGGACAAAUAGUCCCUGAUAUUUUGUCAGUCCAAAAAAGAUAAUUCUGGCGAGUCAAUGUUUGUUUGAAAAUUUGCUUUUUUAAGCCUUUGUUGCUAAUUUAACAUGGACAACAGAGUUACAGAUAAGCUGCGUAUUUGAGUUAAUAUAUGCAAUUGAAAUCUUAGAAAACACAAUUGUUUUAAAAAUUGAUGAGUAAAAAAGCAUAAGAAAAGGCGGAAUACGCAAUUAAUUUAAAAAUUUAUUUUACUCAUUUAAAAAAAGAUGGUUUCCGUAAUUGGCCGAUCACUUUCUGGAAGCAAGCCGGAAAUAAUCUUAGACCUCAGGGUUGGACCAAAGACGCUUUCCGUUGAUUAACGAGUAAAUACAAUGGGAUACAAUUAUAGACGGCUGCAGGCAGAAGCUUACAUGUUCAUAUGCAUGCUUUCCCGCAAAUAUGUCAAAAAGAGGAAAAAAAUGCAUUACCAAACAUAUUAACACAUUAUUUAAACCCACCAUCAUCGUCGAAGAUAGCUGGUGACAUAUUGGAUACAUAAGUUACAUGAUUAUUAGCUUGAUUAUUGGAAGGGUUUAUUUCAUGCACCAGCAUCGGCGUCCAGUUUAAGUUUUAGGGCAUGUUGCAUUUACACUGAUAACUCCAAUACCCUUCAUUUAAUUCACUCAAUACCUCACACAGUUGUUCAGGAACAUCACACAUAACUCCAUAUUAUCCUACAUACAAAUUAUGGCCCCUGAUUGACUUAGAAACUUAGGUUACAGUUUAAAGGCACAUUGUGUCAGGUUAAAGUUUCAGGGCAAGUUGGGUUUUUUAUCAAUAUCUUCUAUAUUCUUUAUGUAAUUGACUAAAGACUUCACACAAUUAUAAAUGAACAUCUUACAAAUAGGUUAACAUUACUCAAUAUUAACCCUGAAUUAUGGCCCUUGAUUGACCUAUUUUCAUUGCUUUUGACAGGCGUAUUUUUUAACCACGUUUUAACAAAUUGAAACUGGGUUAUUAGAAUGAUGUGCGUCGUUUUUUGGGCAGGCCUGUGGGAGGGUAUCAAACUCAUCUGUGUUAUUGAAUUAUCUUUGCAAGGUUUGACACAUGUGCUCCAUUGUUGUGGUAGGUUAUAAUGUAAAGCCGCUGUUAAACGAUUUAUUUCUUUUGACAUGUUUGCUGUGUUUCCAGUGAUGAAUUAAAUGUA
This is a messenger RNA of Mya arenaria, 2823 nucleotides long. RefSeq lists its product as uncharacterized. Lineage: Eukaryota; Metazoa; Mollusca; Bivalvia; Myida; Myidae. The transcript is spliced from 4 exons. The record is from RefSeq and is a predicted model, not a curated record. The coding region runs from base 331 to 621 and encodes 96 amino acids.